Molecule: messenger RNA, 3058 nt
Organism: Zalophus californianus (California sea lion)
Lineage: Eukaryota; Metazoa; Chordata; Mammalia; Carnivora; Otariidae
Gene: TAF6
Product: TATA-box binding protein associated factor 6
Exons: 15
Coding region: 1022-3058 (678 amino acids)
Biological process (GO): RNA polymerase II preinitiation complex assembly; transcription initiation at RNA polymerase II promoter
Cellular component (GO): SLIK (SAGA-like) complex; transcription factor TFIID complex; SAGA complex
Molecular function (GO): protein heterodimerization activity; transcription coactivator activity; RNA polymerase II general transcription initiation factor activity
Source: RefSeq, a predicted model, not a curated record
CUGAACAUAAGACUUAGCGGAGGAGGAGACCAGAUUCUCUUUCGCUUCCGUGCUCCCUCCUCCAGCACGCCCCCAUCAACACCCCGCAGUCAGUCUAAACACUUUUGACAGUAGUCUUCCGAAUGCCAACUUCAAGCGAGCCACUGUCCUUUAGGCCACAAAGCAGGUUCCGAGCUUGGACCUAUAUCUUGUUCAUCUUGAUAAUCGUGGUACCGUGAAUUUAUUGAGCACCUACAUCUCUAAGCCUUAUAAUUCACUGAUUUAUUCAACAAAUGAUUUACUGAGUACAGUGGCUCAGGCACUAGUGUGGGAUCUUGUAAUACAUCAGUGAGCAUAACGCAAAGACUUUUGUCCACACAGUGGGGGGUGGAAAGGGAAGGUGUGGUGGUGAUAAACAAUUAGAAAUGAUAGAGUACGUAUUAGUAGAUGUUAAAUACCACGAGGGGGAAAAGCAGAGUGGGAUUGGAGUGUGGUGUUGAAUAGGGUGAGGGGAGUAGGCAGCCAAGCUGGCAUCUGGGGAAGAGCAUUCAAGGCAGAAGGAAAAGAGCAAAGGCCGUAAAGCAAGAGCUUCCCUGUGUGGUUUGAACAGCAGGAGAACACUGGGGCUGGAUCAAGAUGGAAGAAGGAAGGAAAGCAGAUCAGAGAUGUGUUGGGGAGAGGGCAAAUUAUGAAGGGCCUUACAGACUGUAAUGAGGAUUUUGGAUUUUACUCUGUGGUAAAUGGGGAGCCACUACAGGCUUUUGAGCAGAGAAAUGACCCAGUCUGAUUUAUAUUUUGACAGAAUCACUCUGGCCGCUGUGUUGGGAAUAGAUGUGGGAAGCAAGGGUGGAAGCAGGAAGACCUUGUCAGGAGACUGUGGAGGUUAGCCAGGCGAGAGAUGAUGGUGACUUGGCCAUGCAGUGGGAGUGGAGGAAUCCGGUUGGAUCACCUGGCCGAUUUGAUGUGAGGGCUCACGUAUAGAGGUCUCCGUCUCUCCACCCUGGGGUAUCACUCUUUGGGGGAGGGAACAAGGGGCUCCAGAAUGGCCGAGGAGAAGAAGCUGAAGCUCAGCAAUACGGUGCUGCCCUCGGAGUCGAUGAAGGUGGUGGCCGAGUCAAUGGGGAUUGCUCAGAUUCAGGAGGAGACCUGCCAGCUGCUGACUGAUGAGGUCAGCUACCGCAUCAAGGAGAUUGCCCAGGAUGCCUUGAAGUUCAUGCACAUGGGGAAGCGGCAAAAGCUCACCACGAGUGACAUUGACUACGCACUGAAGCUAAAGAAUGUCGAGCCGCUCUAUGGCUUCCACGCUCAGGAGUUCAUUCCUUUCCGUUUCGCCUCUGGUGGGGGCCGGGAGCUUUACUUCUACGAGGAGAAGGAGGUUGAUCUGAGCGACAUCAUCAAUACCCCUUUGCCCCGGGUGCCGUUGGACGUCUGCCUCAAAGCUCAUUGGCUGAGCAUUGAAGGCUGCCAGCCAGCUAUCCCGGAGAAUCCACCCCCAGCUCCCAAAGAGCAGCAGAAGGCUGAAGCCACAGAACCCCUGAAGUCAGCAAAGCCAGGCCAGGAGGAAGACGGACCCUUGAAAGGCAAAGGUCAAGGGGCUGCUCCAACCGAUGGCAAAGGGAAAGAGAAGAAGGCGCCACCCCUGCUGGAGGGCGCCCCUUUGCGGCUGAAGCCGCGAAGUAUCCACGAGCUGUCUGUGGAGCAGCAGUUGUACUACAAGGAGAUCACCGAAGCCUGUGUGGGCUCCUGUGAGGCCAAGAGAGCGGAGGCACUGCAGAGCAUCGCAACGGACCCGGGGCUCUAUCAGAUGCUGCCACGAUUCAGCACUUUCAUCUCGGAGGGGGUCCGUGUGAAUGUGGUGCAGAACAACCUGGCCCUGCUCAUCUACCUGAUGCGCAUGGUGAAGGCGCUGAUGGACAACCCCACGCUGUAUCUAGAAAAAUAUGUGCAUGAGUUGAUUCCAGCUGUGAUGACCUGCAUUGUGAGCAGACAGCUGUGCCUGCGGCCAGAUGUGGACAAUCACUGGGCACUCCGGGACUUUGCUGCCCGCCUCGUGGCCCAGAUCUGCAAGCAUUUCAGCACGACCACGAACAACAUCCAGUCCCGGAUUACCAAGACCUUCACCAAGAGCUGGGUGGACGAGAAGACUCCGUGGACCACACGUUACGGCUCCAUCGCAGGCCUGGCAGAGCUGGGACACGAUGUGAUUAAGACUCUGAUUCUGCCACGGCUGCAGCAGGAGGGAGAGCGGAUCCGCAGCGUCCUGGACGGCCCUGUGCUGAGCAACAUCGACCGCAUCGGAGCUGACCAUGUGCAGAGUCUCCUCCUGAAACACUGUGCCCCUGUUCUGGCAAAGCUGCGCCUACCACCUGACAAUCAAGAUGCUUAUCGGGCAGAAUUUGGGUCCCUCGGACCCCUCCUCUGCUCCCAUGUUGUCAAGGCCCGGGCCCAGGCUGCUCUGCAGGCUCAGCAGGUCAACAGGACCACUCUGACCAUCACUCAGCCCCGGCCCACGCUGACCCUCUCACAAGCCCCUCAGCCUGGUCCUCGAACCCCUGGCUUGCUGAAGGUCCCUGGCUCCAUCGCGCUGCCUGUGCAGACAUUGGUGUCUGCCCGAGCUGCCGCCCCGCCUCAGCCUUCCCCUCCUCCAACCAAGUUUAUUGUAAUGUCGUCCUCCUCCAGUGCCUCAUCCACCCAACAGGUCCUGUCCCUCAGCACCUCAGCCCCUGGCUCAGGCUCCACCACUACCUCUCCCGUCACCACCACAGUCCCCAGCGUGCAGCCCAUCGUCAAACUGGUCUCCACUGCCACCACCGCACCUCCCAGCACUGCUCCCUCUGGGCCCGGCAGCGUCCAGAAGUACAUUGUCGUCUCUCUUCCUCCUACAGGGGAGGGCAAAGGAGGCCCAGCAGCCCAUCCUUCUCCAGCUCCUCCCCCAUCCUCAGCCCCCUCCCCGCUUGGGUGCAGUGCCCUCUGUGGGGGGAAACAGGAAGCUGGGGAUAGCCCUCCUCCAGCUCCAGGGACUCCCAAAGCCAAUGGCUCCCAGCCUCCUGGAUCUGGCUCCCCUCAGCCUGCACCUUAA